AAAUCCAGACCGGCCCUUCUAAAUAUAAUUUUUUCCACGUGAUUUGAAGGAGGGAAGAGUAUAAAAUAGAGGACAGUGAAAACAUGCUUUCACUUUUCCACUUACUGCCAUGCAUGCGUGCUAACUGCGUUUAUGUGUAGGAACACCUUCAAGCUGAAAUGAUCUAAUGCAAAUGUUCUAGUAAAAGUCAACCAACAUCAUGAGUUGUGUAUGGUGUGCAGACGAAGGACUUGCAGUCACAUUAAUUAAAGCGUUAUCUGUACCAGACGUAGCUGAAGAUAUUCUCGGAAAAUGUCUUCCAGACUUGUAUCAUUGCACUGAAUGUGUAAAUGAAUACCAUCGUUUAAAAAAAAGAUGGGUUACCAGUGAGGAAGGAAUUCAGUCUUUACUUGCACUGGACACUUUAAGAUUAAAAGACCAAUUAAAGAAAACUAGAGAAAGCCAAUUAAACUUUACUGAAACAGAUGAAAUGCUGUUAUCCAAUGAUUCACUUUCAUACAUGUGGAGACCAGUUGUAGAAAUGCUGCGAUAUCCGUAUCUUCUUUUAAACAAAGAUAAUAUGGCAUUGUUCCUGGAAGUUCUUCAGUGGGAAAUUAAAAAUAUGGGAAGCAAUUUUAUCGAGCCAUCGGUUAAGUACCCAGGAUUGUUUUUGCUGCUUGUCAAUUCCAUAAAUCAUGUACAGAAUUGGGCAAAAGAUUUGAUCACAAGUAUGGAAAUGAUAUCAAAUGAAACUUACCAUAUAUUCAAACCAGUUCUCAGUUCUUUACUUAGGAUUAUUUUGACAGUUGCUGAUAAUGAAGAUGUUUUUUUCAUCACAGAAACAACUGUUUUACCUGGUCAUAUUUAUGGUUAUACAAAAACAACAAAUUUGUGGAUUGCGUAUGCUGUCAUGUUUAAUUCUCUACAAAACAGAAUUUUAAAAAUGCUUUUAAGUAAAAACAAAGAGUUUUUCACUAAAAUGAUGGAGAUAAUAUCAGAAAAUAACGAUUAUUUCUGGUCAGUGUUAAAAGUUCUUCAGAUUUUAUUGGAUAAGCUUGGUUCUGGGUUUUGGUUAAUUACAAACACAGAAACAGAAACGCCAAUGCAUCUGUAUAAUCAAAUUACAUCAAACCAAAAUUUUAAAGAAUUGAAGGCAAAGUCGUUUAUUGUGGAUUUUGUUGAUGCUAAUGAUACAGUAUCAAAAGAUGAACUAUGCGAUACUACAAAUGUAUACGAGACAUUUGAUCAAUUAUUUAUGUGGUUUCUACCCUUACUGAGAUCAAUAGUUGACUUUGGACAAAAUCACGCAAUAGAUUGUAUGCUAGAGUUUCAUUUAGAAAUACUAGAUACUAGCAAGAAAAGAACCAUGUUCUAUUGGCUGGCAGCAAAAAGCAUAUUUGGAAUUACAUCUUUUCUAUUGGAGAUAAACCAAAACAUGCUUUUUUCAAAUUAUGUAACACAAAUUUCUGAAAUGCUUGUGGAUGUGUGUAAGGUUGGAGAAAAUAUAAACAUUGAAAUUCACGAUUCAGCUGUUUUACUUAUAAAGUCUCUGAUUGGCACUCACCAAGCAUGUUUGUCACCUGAUGUACAGGAAAAGUUUGCAUCUAAUUUUAAUGAUAUGGUUUCAAAAAGAAGAUAUGACAAGAAUUUGAUAAAAAAUGCUAUUGUUGAUAUGUUGAAGACACCCAUCGAAGUCAAAUCGGAUCCAAUCGAUAACAAAAACGACAUAAUGCAACAGAUCAAAAUAAGAGAAGCUUUAGGUAGUGCAAUUGCUCCCAUUGUGAUUGACGAUGAUGAUGAUGAUGAUGAUGUUAAUGAUGGAAAUUUUGAAGGGCAAUUAUUCUACAUUAAUUCUGAUGAAGAAACUGAAAAGGGCGAAGAAAUGGUUGAUGACAAAUCUAAUAUUAAUUUGCUACCAGCAGAGUUCAUUGGUUCCCUUAGCCCUCUGCGAAUUAGUGACGAUGAGCAAGACACCAGUUUUCAAGAAAAAGUGAUUGGAGUUGAUUUUUCAGUGUCAACUAGUUUGAAGGAAAUGGAAAAAGACAAGAAAAAAGCAGAAAUAGAGUCAACUAAAACGACAACAGAAAAUAUGAAAGUGAAUGUAAAAACUGUCAAAAAGUUUAAACUGAAAUUAGACAAAAAUUUGUUGCAUCACCAUAAAACAAAACAUUUGUUACAAAAAGCUGUUGAAGAAAAAGAAAGUAAGAACAUAAAUAAAGAAGAGGACAUUGGAGUAUUCAAAAUGAAUGAAAAUGUAGAACCACCUAAAAAGCAAAGAAAGAGCAGUUUUCCACAGCGUUCCACAAAGCUCAGAAGAGAACUAAUUGAAAAAGAUUUAACAAAUCAAGCAGUUCGAGCUAACGUGGUGUCUUUGCCAGAUAUGAGAGUUCGAAUGCAAUACAAUCUCGCUUCGUUCCAUCAGAGUAUCUUAGGCUGGAAGGCGGAUUGGUUGAUCAAGAAUAACAACGAAUUUGAUAUAAAAGCUACAUUAGAUGCAGUACCAUUAAGCUUCGAAACAUAUGACAGCUAUGUUAAAGUAUUUUGGCCACUUAUGUUACUUGAAACGUGGUCACAAUUAAAAAGAGAUUGGGAAGAUUUGACGCACAAGACUGUGCCCUAUGUGAUCGACGGUAUUGAUGAGCGGAAAUCGUUGGGAAAGAUUUGUCAUAUUCGUUGUUGUUAUUAUGAGGAAAAUCCUGGGAAAUUAAAAUAUGAUGGCUGUCCUUCAGAGGAUGAUUUGUUGUUUGUUGAGUUCGAUAAAAGCGAUGACAAACAGCAGGCAUUUGCCAUUGUUGAUAGAAUUGAAAAAAUUUGGGUUAACAACGCUUCAAAGAGAUACGGUUUAUAUACAUUGUCACUUAAAUUAUCUGCUAUUCCGAACUUGCAGAAAAAUCAAUAUGUAAGCGUCACAAAAAUAACAUCGCUUGUCACUGUGUUCAGACAGUGGAACGCAAUCAUAGGUUUUCAACGUUCGCUGCUCGCUAAAGAUAUCUUAAAACCGUUCAGAGAGAAGACUUUCAAGUUAAAUGAAACUAAAAUUGAAAAAACUUCAAGGUUAAAUAAACUUAAUCAAAGCCAACUUCAAGCUGUUUCCACAGUGUGCAGGGCUGUUUUAGAAACAGAGUUCCCCAUACCAAGAAUUGUCAUGCUGCAAGGCCCGCCUGGUACUGGAAAAUCUUACACGGUGAAAGCGCUAAUUACGCAUCUUUUACAGGAAUUUUGGAAGGCUUCUGAAAAGACCCAACCCAUAAGGAAUAAUACUCGAAAUAGGAUAUUGGUUUGUGCGCCGUCCAAUGCUGCUGUUGAUGAAAUUGCGAAAAGAUUAUAUAGCAGUCCCCCAUGGAGAGAUGAUUCAAAUAAAACUAAAAAUAAAAAUGGAAAUUGUGGCGAUUUUAACUUACUUCGAAUUGGACGUCGAAACCAAAUUGAUUCUGACAUCUAUCCCGCAUCUUUGGAAUAUUUAGUUCAAAGAAAAAUGGAUAAGAUAAAAUCGUCGCAUAAUAAAGCAACGUUACGAAAAGAAAUGGGACAAGUUUCUGCAAUGUUGGAAAAAGUGGAUGAUAUUUGUGUCAAGCUCAAAAUGUCGAUUGAUGCUACUACCAAACAUGAGUACAUCAACAAGAUGGAAGAAAGAACUAAAUUGCAACAAAAGUACGAUCGUCUAAGCAGAGCACUGGAAAAAGCUUCUUGUAGACUGGACUUACCCGAAGAAGAAAGAAAGUGUGAAAUGAACCUUCUGCUUCAAGCCGAUGUUAUUUGUUGCACGUUGAGUGGUGCAGGCUGCAAAGCAAUGAAUAGAGCGUUUAAGAACACGUCGCAAAUUCCUUUCAGAUGUGUGAUAAUAGAUGAAGCUGGCCAAUGCUCAGAACCUGAUGCUUUAAUACCUUUGCAGUAUGGUCCCUCUAAAUUAGUUUUAGUUGGCGAUCCAGCUCAACUUCCUGCUACGGUGCUUUCACAGAGGGCCUCAAGAUAUAACUUUGGACAGUCACUGUUUGAACGAUUGUUUAAUGCUCUGGUGAAGUGUGACAAAAUGCACGAAAAUGACAAGCCAGCUAUAAUGUUGAAUGUACAAUAUAGAAUGGCACCGGAGAUUUGUUCCUUUCCAUCAAGAAGGUUUUAUCAUAAUAUGCUUCAACCAGCCAAAGAACUGACUAACGAAAAAGUUUUGUCGCCAUUAAAACAAUUCGUCAUGUUAAAUCUGGCGAAUAGUCGUGAAAAGAAAAGUGCCUCUGGAGCGAUCCACAAUCCUUGUGAGAGAGACUACAUUAUUGCAAUUUGUCAAUCUAUACUGAAAGCAAACUUUACAAAGUCGCACGCUGUUGCAGUCAUUACACCUUAUCGGCAGCAAGUUAUUUUCUUGAAAAACGAAUUUAAGAAACACAAUCUUGACAAUGUUACAGUGAACACGAUUGAUGGUUAUCAAGGCCAAGAAAGAGAUGUUGUUAUUCUAUCUUGUGUUCGAGGACCAAAUGAACGUAACACGAUUGGAUUUCUAAAACAUCCACAACGUAUGAAUGUUGCAUUAACGAGAGCUAAACACAGUUUGAUAGUAUUAGCUCACUGUGACUCGUUAGAGGUAGACGAAGAUUGGAAAGCUUUAGUUGAUGAUGCGAGAAGUAGAAAGCUUUUAUUUAACAUCGAAAGAGAAGAGGAAGCUGUAAAUUGUAUAUUCUCCGAAAAACAGAAACAUUUCGACAGAGAAACAAGUGAUAAUGACAAUAAACGGGGCAGCGACAUAACUCAAAACGCAGUAAAAACCAGUGGUGUAAAUUGUAAAAUUUUGCCACCGCUUUCCAUUAAUUCAAUAACAGAAAGCAAAAUGAAGGAAGAGAAAAGCAUUAACAAGGUAGGUGCUGCAUUACUUACUGAUUUUGCUGUACUUGAAUCAAGUACUAGCGAUCAGAAGAAGAAGCAAUCUGCAUCAGCAGUUUCUGAGAAAGUUUUAACUUCACAAACUGUAACAGAAUCUGUUAAGAAAACAUCAAGUCAGUCUGAAAUAGAAGUGAAUAGAAACUGCAGUAAAAAUAAAAAACAAAAGUGUAAUACAGCUAUGGAUCGUAGCAAAGUUAUGUUGGAAGAAAAUAAACGAAAUAUUAGUAAAAUGGAACAAAGUUGUAAUAAAGAAGAAAUGAUUACAAAAAAAACUAAAAAGCAAGAAGAUUCAGAAAUACAAAGGGGUGAAUCACAAAUUCAAAUUGCCACUACAGAAAGCGCAGUGAAGAAAGAGAAGUGUAACAAAGCGCAUGAAGAUAAAAUAAGUCAACCAAAUAAACCAAAGAAAAGAAAAAGAAGCAAUUCAGACGAAAGAGGCACUAAAGUUGCAGCUAAGGAAAAUGGCAACGAUCAAACGAAGCAGCAACAGCUGGAGAAGAUACAGGUACCACUUAGCAUUAAAUUGCUGCAAAGGGAACUGGCUGCUGCCAAACAUCCCCUGUACGAAGAAAAGUUAAGAUCUGUCAUUUCCGGGUUGCAACAUUUGGUGAAGUUGAAGCACAACGAUAAUUUGACGGCAUCCCCAGCACAUAAAACGGUUCCAGAUACUGCCACGACGCAACUUAUGUCUAAAACAGUAAAGGCGGAAGACGCGCCUAAAACUCCUCUCACUGUUCUAUCUCCAUGCUCGGCAAUCUCCAAUGAAUCUGGUUGCCCUCGUGGUGACGGUAGCCAAAAAAAGAUUUUUACGGUGAAGUUACCGCAUCGCCAUCAUGACGGAUUUAAAUGCGUUGAACGAUGCAGGAGAUCAGAAAGUAUAGACACGCCAACUGUUUGCUCUCCGUCUUCAAUAUCGAGUGAUUCAAGUGAUCAUAUUCGAUUUCCCGAAACACAUCCUUAUGAAGACGGAACAAAAUCCGCACAGUUAAAAAACCGACGCGACGUGCCAUCGUCGGCGUAUUUUAAAUUUCCUCAUCGUCAUCACGAUGGCACGUACUGUGAACAUGAGUGUAAACGAGUGGUUGAACGUGAAAGAAAAAAAAAACUUUUAAAUGCUCAAAGCCAAAGUCAGAACCAAAGCUGUAUAACUAUUACAAAACCGUGGAGAUUAGAAAAGUUGAUUAUCCAGCAAAAUUCAUAUAAAAACGUGCUUAUACCAUCCAAUGAUCCUCGCAUAGCGUACUUGAGUAAGUCUACUUCAGCUAUUGCGCAAACGAAAUCAAGUAUAGUUGUUAAAGGACAAAGUGCAGAAACAACAUCGCCUCCUUUACCACUCUCUGCAGCUGAGGAGGCAUUGCCUCCAGAACCAGAAGAUCCUAUUGAGAAGCCAUUUCCAGAUCAAAGACCUCCUCUGAACGUAGAUCCUAAAACACAAGACCCACGCUUACGCAAAAAUUAUAUAGUCAGAAACCCUGAGGAACCAAUGGAACUAAGUCCAGUCUUAAAUACACCAAUUGCAGUAAACAUCCCAACGAAGGAUAAUGUUUCGGGUCCAAGCUCUCCGAAUUGUUUCUCAAACGAACGGGCACUAUUUGACUCGCUAAUCCACACUAUACGAAAACAGGUUGGUUUAGGUGAGUCACAAGAAGUCAUUGAUGCGAUUUACACGCAAGGUUUAUUGCAGGGUUUGGUAGACGGGCAGAAAGUGAGUGGCAUGAAUUCCGAAGCAGAUUUAAAUUCUGUACUAAGUUUACUGAAGCUGCAAAUUCUUAAUACAACCGCUCAAUCCAGCCAAGCAGUUAUUAAAGCACGAAGUAUAGGAUUUGAGCAAGUGAAAUCAUUUCAAGCAACUCAACCCGUACAGAAUACAAUACCUAACCCAAGCUGUGAAAGUUUAGUGCAACCAUGCGCAAAUAUGAUUGACGAAGCAAAAAAAUCCAAUGGUAAAGAUAUAUACUGUGACCAACCAUUUUAUCGCCCCGAGAAAGUCUCCAUUCAGCAGCAACAUUCGUAUUGGGACAGUUACGAGCCAAUUAGACCUGCUUUCUCUUUUGAAGAUAUGGAUAACAGCGGUAAUCUUUACUUUAAUGCCGAGCCUCAUAUCGCCACCGACGAGACAACGGAAAGAACGAGAACUGAAUAUUCUCCUCGAUGUAACGAUAAUUACAAACACUUUAAAAAUUUACCGAGUGUACCAAAAGGCGUCGUGAACAAGAAAGGACUACCACAAGGAGUGACUACCAUAAUUGACCAAAUGGAAGGAAAUUUUAGAGGUCGCGAUCAUCGUAAUCGACGUUUUAAUAGAACUAGUAAACGAACUGGUCCGAUAGGUGUCGGUUUCCUAACGUCUAACAUUUCAAAAAGGGACGUGAAAAAUCAAGGUACCUACGGCCAGCGCACGGAUCAGGAUGGAUACUCCAAUGAAAACCGCUUGGCUGAUCCAUCCAUUUAUCAAGAUCGACAUGAUGUUCAACGAGGUUUUUCUAAUACAUCAAGACGUAAAAGACCUAUGACGAAAAGACGUGGUAUUGAUGCUGCUAAAAACGACUCGCGCGAAUCGUUUCCUCAUGAAAAGCGUAGAAGGAGGUAUUUUAGCGCAUCUCCUCCCAGAACAUCAAGAGAUAAAGGUAAUGGAAACAAAAAAGAUUAUGCGCGUAGACAUAAUCAUAAAAAGAACUCAUCAUCAGAUUCUAAUCGUACCUCCUCCCGUGAAAAAGAGCCAGAAAACAAGCUCAUGUUAAAACACGAGCUUGCGAACAAAACACCAUUGAAGGACGAACCUAUGGACGGUACUCAAAUUGUUUCCACGAUAUCAGUUUUAAACCCAGAACUUCCCAGACAACGGAAAGUAAAACAAAGUAGUUGCUCUGAUGAAAGUAGAGAGGAAGGUUUGGUCGUUGUUAUAACAUCAUCGGAUAGUGACAACGAUGGUAAAAUCAGGACGCUUGGUAGACUGCCGAAGCAAAACAAAGCGAAAACUGAUCUUUCUUCACCUCUUCCAACAGUGAAACGACAAGUAAAGUUGGUUAAAACAAGCAAGGAAAACAUUUGGUCAAAAUCCAAAAGUGACAUUCAAAUAACUGUCCCCAUUACUUCCUUCUGUGACAAGAAUUUGGAUGGGCAAGGCAGAACGUAGUGACUCGCUUCACCUUGACAAGAACCGGUGCUUGUUUUUUUUCUUUCGUGUUUUUUAAACUUUCACUCGUGCUUGCUCUAAACACAUUUAUUUAUAUUGUAUAUAUAUUUUUAUAACAAAAAAGUAUCAAGAUAAAAUGUAUGACAUUUUGAAGAUUUAUUGACGUCAAAAGUUCCCCUUUUUGAGAAUAUAUUUAUGUCUAUACAUCUAUGAAGUUCCAAUCAUCUACCCUUCUCCUGUGUAAAAAAUAUAGUUGGCAAUAUUUCAUAAUUCCACUGAAAUUCGAUGUAUUGCAUUCCGAUUUCCCUCCUUUCCAUUCCGAUUUACCACUUUGCAUUCCAAAUUACCCCUUUGCAUUCCAAAUUAACCCGUUGCAUUCUGAUUUUUCCUCGCAAUUAGUAGCAUGUUGAGAUUGGCAUUUUUAAAUUUCAUUAGUGUAAGAGAAAAGCUUUUUAAAUUUUGUAAUGCAAGAUUUGAUAGUUCGUGUAGGAUGUUUUAUGUGUUAAUGUUGUGGUUUGAAUGUUGUAGCUUUGAUUAUUUGUGUAUUUUUGCAAAUCUGGAAAGAAAACGUAUUACAAGUUGCUACUGAAGAAACUGACUAGUUUUUAACUUAAAAUUGAAAUUCAGUUGUUUUUGUUAAAUAUUUCUUCUUAUUGUUAUUAUUUUGUAUAUAUCACAGCAAAGCUUUUUUAAAUAUGUUAUAACAUCGCCAA
Hydractinia symbiolongicarpus is the source of this 8700-nucleotide messenger RNA. RefSeq lists its product as uncharacterized. Gene Ontology annotation, molecular function: transcription termination site sequence-specific DNA binding; ATP hydrolysis activity; helicase activity. Gene Ontology annotation, biological process: termination of RNA polymerase II transcription. The transcript has 17 exons. The record is from RefSeq and is a predicted model, not a curated record. Lineage: Eukaryota; Metazoa; Cnidaria; Hydrozoa; Anthoathecata; Hydractiniidae. The coding region runs from base 200 to 7987 and encodes 2595 amino acids. Gene Ontology annotation, cellular component: nuclear body.